UCAAUUAUAUUCUCAUGUCUGUUCUUCCCCAGUCCCAAUCUGUCUGUCAGUGUGUUUCUUGUGUUUCCUGUUUUAUUUUGAUAGUCCCUUGUCCUGUGUUUAUUGUAUUCUGUUUUGCUUCCUCUCUGUCUAUUCGGUUAGAUCUGUUCCAGCAAUGUUUCACUUCUUUUUCCUUUGUGUAUUUAGUCCUCUGUCUUCCUCUGCGUGUUGUUGUGUCGUCCUCCUUAUAAUUCCAAGUUCUAUGUUCCAGUUUCCUAGUUUUAGUUCCUUGUUUAUAGUUUUUGGCUUAGUUUCUUGUAUUUAGUUUUCAGUCUAUUCAGUUUAGCAUUAAACCAGAGGCUUGUGCUAACCUAACCAAAAUAUUAUUCCCUUAUCCAAAAACUAAUUAUGUGAUGGAUCACUAAUGCCUACUAAAUGAAGCAUUAGUGAUCCAUCAAGAUCUAAAAUUCAUAGGUCUGUUUGAACUAUAAGCGGUCUUGCUUUGCAAGAUCAAAAACAAACACUGCUUAAGUGGUGCUUAGGGGCUAUGGCAGUUUUAGGUGAUAGAAAUUCGGUAAUGGUAACUGUAAACUUAUCUGAAAAUGCAAUGCGUGGCUUGAGAUGGAUGGAAAAUUGACAGACGUUUUCUGCAGCUUUGUUAAGUUGCUGUCUUUUUCCAUCUCAGGGCUUUUUUUGCUAAUAACAUUAAUAAAAACUUUACUAAUUUAUGCCUUUAUAGCCACAAAGUAAAUAUAGGUCAGUUAGCCAGCUAGCUUAUCUGAGCACAAAGCGCAGAAGAAAGCAGCUAGCAGUUGCCUGCAUGUACUUCUGAAACUCAUUACAUAAUGGUAAAUACGCUAAUUUAAAUGUGGAUGUUAUUAGUUUCUUACAGUCACAUGACAUGUUGCCCGCUGUUCUCAACGCAUGUUAUUUUAAUGCUGCCUUUGAGCAAAAAGCCUAAAGAUAAAAAAUACACUGUCUACCACCACUGUGGUAGACAGUCCAUUAUAGCAAGGUUAAAUGGAAAUCUCUGGAGAGUGUUAGCUCAGUGUAUAUGUACUUUUGUGUCACAGGAGAUGACAAAGUUAAAUUCAGAACUGUUGGAGACGCAGUGGGUUGAAAAUAACUUUUUCUUGGGUGUUUUCAAAUGAUGGCGACUGGAUGAGAAAAUCUCAGUAAUAUAAUGGGUUAAUGUCUUAAUGUCAUACUUCUAUGACAAGCAUAUGAAACAGGCUCAUUAAUUUACAGUCUCCAUUAUAAAUGGACCAUGUAGUUAGUCUAGAGUGAUUAGUUUCCAGGGCAACUUCAAUAGUUUUUUUUUUAACUUGCGACUUUUUGUUUCAAGACAAUGUGCAAUCAAUUCUGAAGCACUCUUAACUAAUUCUAUCAAGUGAGAUUAAUAUUACCUGUGAUGAUGAGGUGUUAUGUACUGAAAGCAAUUCGUGACACUUCAUGAACAAGUGUGACUUGAUGAAUGCUACAGCAUAUUCUUAUUAAUUCAAAUAAUGGUUUUAACUUUCGUGUUUAGAAAUAAAAUGCUCAGCAAUAGUUUAUUCAACUUUAAGGUGAACGGUGGUGACUCCAAGAGCAUAAUCGGCUUUUUCAGACAUGUAAUGUAUAAUGCUGUUCACCUUAGGUACUUUUGUCAAUACACAGUGAUUUUUACAGUUAGGUUGUCCUUCUUCACACAUCAUUUGCUGACCCUGAUCUACACUAUUACGGAAUGCUACUCUUUCCCAAGAAAAGAGCAUUUACUUUUCAGGUUUUCAGUAUGAAUCAGCACGUAGGAGUAGAAGCUUGUCUUCAAGGUCAUCACACAGGUGAAUUUACUACACUGACUGAAUCUGUAGCUUUUACCCCCAACUGGUGACCAAGAGCUGUUGUCAGCUGCUUUUCUGAAGAGUUUAUACACCACAACUGUGUGUUGUCUUUUUAAGAUAUUUGUCCACACAUCAUUCUGUUUGAAUCCAUAUGUAGCCUUUGAUGGCAAACAAGUAUUUCAUCUUAUUCAUGUUUUUUGAUUGCGAUUAUGUUCCCCAGAAAAUCACCAAGAGUCAGGAUAAACCAAGUGACACUUUGAGGACAGCAUUUUACUCACAUUUGCUGAGUAAAGACAUCUAAAAAUAAAAAGUUUGUGCUUGCGUGGGUUCUGUCUGUGUAACUACUCCUCCCUCCCAUGUGUUAGGUUAUCUGGUAAGUCUAAAUUAGCCUUGGCUGUGAAUGUGGAAUAUUUUUGAUUUUUUUUAGCCUUGCAAAGGAUUGGCAGUCUCUCCAGGGUGGACCCCACCUAUUGCCCUAAAAUAGCUGAUACUGUGUAGGAUUCAGCCUCCCCACAACUUUGAACUGAACAAAUGAACGAAGAUGGAUGGAAGGAAAAAUGACCUUUUAAGGACUGCGCCGUAAACAUCUUUCAAUUUCAUUACAAAUGUGUCUUUUCAAAGAUGAUGUGAUUGCAAAAAAAGUAUCUUUAAGCAUUAAUGCCAGACAAAACUGAACUUCAUAGUCAAUGAAUGUGAACCUUUUGAAUUGUUUCCAUUCCAUUUAUAACAUCAACGCAAACCAGCAAGCUGGUAAGUAUGUUCCCAUCUAUUGUUGAGUAGCAGAAGUUAUUUUGCAGAUUUGAAUUACUUUGUUAAGAUUCAUUCAGCGCCAGGACUGGGCUUGUAUAACUUUUCAAUUGCACUUCAGUACAUUUGUAUGUCAGUAUUCAGUCUGGAUAUUCAUUCAGGUUAACCGUCCUUGUUGGAUGGAUCAUCAUCAUUAUGGAUGUACAGAGGGGUAUUUAUUUUCUCACCAUCACACAAAGAAUAAGGACUAACCCUACAUGCGAUGAAUACCGAACAACUUAAAGCAGCUUGUUACUUUUCUUUGAACAUGGUAGGUGAUAACUUAAAAACUGUAACUGUAAAAGGUUUAUUAGGUAAGCUUAAUAUUUAACCUAUCGUUGCAUUACAUUGGUCUCAGGACUCUCAAUUCAAUGUGUCUACAUAUGCCACCUAACCAAAGAUCAUGACUUUAAAGGUUUUAAUUAGUGCGUAAAUUUGGCGUGGUUUAUGCAACUAAUUGUGUAUGCAGAUGAGAAUUAAGGACUUUGUGAUACAGGCCUCUGAAUGUAAACAGAAGAAAAAAUACAUGCUUACCGAACGUGAUUACAGGAGUGGAGGAGGUUUCACUUCUGCAGUCAGAAUUCACUCUGCAGAUGUGAAAUGGUUUCAGAAAGUUCCACAGUUGCUUGACCUUCCAGGGCUCACAGAUUCAUGAGGCAGUGCUAUUGAUUUAAACAGGUGUAAAGGCCUUUCUCCUGCUGAGGAAAUUUAAUCAUGUCAGAGGGCCACCGGGUUAUUGCACAAGACACUGUCACCAGCGCUAUAGGACACUUUUAUGUCAGGGGCCUAGACAAUAUUAAUUUUACUUUCACCUUAUAUUGUGCAGAAGAAGCGGUCUGGAGAUCCAAAGCAGAUUCCCGAGAGAAAACCACCAAAACUAAAGCACCCAAAAAAGAGAUUAAUAAGAACAUUUUAUUCUUGGAAGUAUCUUUGAAGUUUUCGAAUGGGUCCCGAAUUCACAUUCUGAUCAUUUUUCUGAUUUAAUAUGUUCAGGAUCUGUGCUCAUCCUCUCUGACAAAUCCAGUGAUGAAGUUCUUUACUCUGUUGACUAAGCCCAAUUAAGUUAAAAAAAUUAAAUAACCAAAACAAUCCUGUGUUUAAUUUCAAUUAACUUAAAGCACGCUUCCACAGAAUCUAAAUCAAAGUGUAAAAUUUCUUAUAUAAACCUCAAUGUUUUAUACAAACAGUAGCAGUUAUACUUCAAAGUCAUUUCAGGUCUACACUGUGUGUGUGUGUGUGUGUGUGUGGUGUGAACUCAUAGGUGAGCAUGCUCAGACUAAUUUCAAUCCCUUUUGUGAAUGGCUGAUUAUCACAAUCUGUAGAUUAAGUCUGGGGCAGCUUUAAGUCUGUCAGAGUGAGAAAAAGACCAAAAGACGAGGGGAAGGCGUCAGCAUGGCCCAGAAAAACAAUUUUCAGUUCUCCAUCAGGGAAUAUAGACCUUCAGAUCAACAUGUGGUCAUGUCACUAUUUAAGGAUGGGAUUUUUGAGCAUGUUUACCCAGCCUUUUUCAAGGCCAUGAGCCAUCCAGACCAUAUUGGUGUUGCUCUGAGCAUUUCGAUGGCUGGUUAUGUGCUUGGAGGCAGCUCCUACUUCCAAGCUCUACUGUUUGGCAGUGCAUGGGCUGGCCUCAUUUAUUAUUGCUGCCAUGAUAUCUAUGAGGGCUACAUGAUGAGGAGGCAAAGCGCAGAUAUGGCCGACAUUCAGGCCAGCUACCUGGAAAACCCAGAUAACGGCUUCUGGGUAGCAGAGACAGACAUCAAUGGCCAAUCCAAGGUGGUAGGAAUGGUGGGAGUGACUGGAAAAAGCGGAGAGGAAGAAGGCGAAAGGUUUGAAGACUGGAAUGGCGGAGUGACGGGAGGAGGCUCUGAGUUGGCUCAAGAUGCCGGGGAUGGAAGUUAUGGUGAGAUGUGUCACAUGGUCGUGGCAUUUUCGUGGCGCCGCAAAAACUUGGGCUCGCAGUUGACACGGAAGGCUUUGGAUUUCUGCAAAGAGAGAGGCUUCGGCCGUCUCAUCCUGGAUGUGAGCUCUCCACAGACAGCAGCCAUUUCCCUGUUCGAGAAAGCCGGCUUUGUGCAAACCUCAUCCCAUCGCAACACGCAUGCCAACCGCUGGUUCUCCAACCUCGCCAGAAUAAAUGUGAUGCGAAUGGAGAAGUUAAUUUAAAGAUAAAAUUUAAUCUAGCGAGCAGCUAUUAGAACCUAAAAUGUACAGCAUAUCAUGAAUAUGUCACUUAAUUUAAUCUUGUACCAUCAUUGGAAAAAACUCUCUGUGUGAUAUUGGUCACUGGUUUCUCAAAUUUGCUAUCAUGGUAGUUUGAAAAAUAUAUUAAAUUUCAUGUUUUUUUCCACAAAGCAGGAUUAACGAUCUCAGUUUCCUCGUAUUUCUUCUCGCUUUGAUCUAUUAUGUAUACACCUGCACCCCUGACAGUCUGUUUCCCACAAACAUAGAGAACAAUGAGACAAUUAGUCAACUUCUCAAACUUAGUUAAAUGAACGUAUUUGCGUAUGCAAGUCUAGUACACCCCAGUAAGUUUCUAUUAAAAGAAUUUAUUGUAUUUUAAACGUAGUCACGUUCAAUUAUCUAUUGUUCUCCUGUCCACUAAGGAAUAUAAAAAUGUAUGUGAGAAAGGAGAAGUGUAGUCAUUUGGAAGCAGGAGAACUUUCUUUUAAGCCUCUUUCCAGGGAGAGGCUGAAUCCCUCUGCCUCAGAGGAAUUAAUGCCAGCUGACUUCUAAGACCUCACAACUCUUUGCUUAAAAUACCAAUGAAAAAUGCAAUAGUAUCAGGACAUUGGGAGGUUUAAAAUUCUUUGGAGCUAAAAGAGCUGUGAGUGUGUGGCAUAAAAAUAGGAUAAAGACUUUGGUAUACUGCAGUGCAUUCAGGUCAUUGUACACACGGCAAAUACUGAGAUUAUCAACACCAAACAAUAGAGAAAAAGUUUAACUGUUUCUUUAUAGGUGGUCCUAUGGUAUGUGCGUGUAUGGGAGGAGGGAUUGGGUGAAUCCAGGUGGAAAACCCAUGGAAAUUUUUCUUUUAUAAAAUAAAAAAUGUGAUUGUUGACUCUGAAA
Haplochromis burtoni (Burton's mouthbrooder) is the source of this 5651-nucleotide messenger RNA. Its product is annotated as probable N-acetyltransferase camello. The record is from RefSeq and is a predicted model, not a curated record. The coding region runs from base 3978 to 4748 and encodes 256 amino acids. The transcript is spliced from 2 exons. Gene Ontology annotation, molecular function: N-acetyltransferase activity. NCBI's taxonomy places the organism in Eukaryota, Metazoa, Chordata, Actinopteri, Cichliformes, Cichlidae.